AUGGGUCUCGCCCGCACUCCCCCCCAGCGCGCCCACGACCUCGCACCCGCCCCUGUCCCUCCCCAGGGUGCCUCCCCCUUCGCACCCCGCAACCCGGGCGUCAUGCGCUCCCCUCCAGCUAGAUCUCCAUCCCAGCCUCCUCAACACCCACAGCUACAUGCCCAGCCCGAGACCGACAACGAGCCACAAGAAGAGCCAGGCGUCCAGGAUCAAGUCUUGGAGGAGGGAAAUACAACAGAGGAACCGGCGCCACAUCACAGUCUCAUCGUGGACGACCGCCCCAUACGACCCGCUCCUGCGAUCGUUGUACACGAAGAGACUAUGGAUGGGUCGGCAAUCGCAGAAACAGAGGACAAUUCGUUCGGUCAUGUCCAGGCGGAUGAAGGUGGCGAUGUGGAAAUGCAGGAGCCAGAUACCGAGGUGGAUGCCUCUGCCGAGCUCUCACAGCCAUCCGGCCCUAGUCAGCCUACCACCCCUCCAACAUCACGUCCUAGGCGGUCCCAUGCACCUCCCCAGGCGAAAUCAUCGUCCCAAAACUCACAGCCUGCCCAACCAAAAACUCCUCGCUCGCGUUCAUCACGACGUCAUACCGACCCUCUUCCGCCUCCGCCCCCUAUACAGCUGGAUGCGGAUGUGCCGCCCGAGCACCUACUGUAUGGCAGACGGUAUAGGUUGUCGAUGGAGAUGUUGGAUCGUGCAGUCAUGGCCGCUGCUCAGAGAUGGACUGCCGACCAGAUGAGAGAUUGCUUUCCCAAGCUCUCCAAAAAGAUGCCGAAAGCUGUCGAAAAUACAUACCUCUCGGCGUCUCAGGCUAUGCGCGACAAUAUCCUGGCAAAUGCUCAUGAGCUCUUGACUCACUACAAGGCCGGCCCAGCGAUGCAGCUGAUUGAUGAGGUCGACAUGGAGGCCAGGGAAUAUGCUGCAACGUGCAAAGCCAACGGGGAAAGCUCAAAUAGACCAGACGCAUGGAGACCGGACGUGUCCCCGCAUGCUCUAGUAGCUGCUACAAUCUUGCCUGUAUACGAUGAGGCCUAUACCAAGCUGAGAGACGAGUAUUUGGAACUGCACAAAGACUGCCAAGAGCGUUACGCAUCAAUGCUGCAGAAGCAGGCGCUUAUCAAGCGACUUGAAGAGAACGUCGGGGAUGGAGCUGUCGAGCUUGAUCAGACAUUACAAGUUCUCGACAAUCUGCCUAUUGAAGACAUGCAGACCUGGACCGAGGCAACAGAAACAAAGAUGGACACGAGAGCGCCGGAAUAUAUUUGA
This is a messenger RNA of Cryptococcus wingfieldii CBS 7118, 1266 nucleotides long. RefSeq lists its product as hypothetical. Lineage: Eukaryota; Fungi; Basidiomycota; Tremellomycetes; Tremellales; Cryptococcaceae. Gene Ontology annotation, biological process: chromosome segregation. The record is from RefSeq and is a predicted model, not a curated record. The transcript is spliced from 6 exons. Bases 1 to 1266 code for a protein of 421 amino acids. Gene Ontology annotation, cellular component: MIS12/MIND type complex.